Molecule: messenger RNA, 341 nt
Organism: Dromiciops gliroides (monito del monte)
Lineage: Eukaryota; Metazoa; Chordata; Mammalia; Microbiotheria; Microbiotheriidae
Product: splicing factor 3B subunit 5-like
Exons: 1
Coding region: 1-261 (86 amino acids)
Biological process (GO): mRNA splicing, via spliceosome
Cellular component (GO): U2 snRNP; precatalytic spliceosome
Source: RefSeq, a predicted model, not a curated record
AUGACGGACCACUACACCAUCCACAGCCAGCUGGAGCACCUUCAGUCCAAGUACAUCGGCACGGGCCACGCCAACACCACCAAGUGGGAGCGGCUGGUGAACCAGCACCGUGACUCGUACUGCUCCUACAUGGGUCACUUCGACCUCCUCAACUACUUCGCCAUCGCGGAGAACGAGAGCAAAGGGCGCGUGCGCUUCAACCUGAUAGAGAAGAGGCUGCAGCCCUGCGGGCCCCCGGCCGACAAGCCCGAGGAGAACUGAACCCCCGGCGCCCUCCGACCAUGCCCCCGACGCAGACGUCCGCCUGAAGGCCACGCCGUCCUGCCGCCCCCACGAUGCCU